Pyricularia oryzae 70-15 is the source of this 1756-nucleotide messenger RNA. RefSeq names its product endoglucanase II. Bases 800 to 1576 code for a protein of 258 amino acids. The record is from RefSeq and is a predicted model, not a curated record. Lineage: Eukaryota; Fungi; Ascomycota; Sordariomycetes; Magnaporthales; Pyriculariaceae. The transcript is spliced from 2 exons.
GUCCCCGAUUGUUCGACCUCGCAAACGCGCAGGCUAGUAAUCCCGCCAAAGAAGAUGAUAUCAUAUUCAGGAACACGGGCCCAAGAUUGACGGUCAUCGGUUAAAGAAUAAUUGCUUCGGGGCUACGCCAUAUGAUCGAAAGUUCCGACCAAAUACCCCGUAGGGAAAAUAAACAAAAAAAAAAAACAAGAAGCAAAAAAAUGCCAUCACCAAUUCGCAAUGGGCGCAGUGCCACUUCUUCACAAAGGACAAGACAGGAACGAAGUCGUGGAUUUGAUUGGUGCAGGGCGAACCAGCAAACAUGUUUCACAGCCCACGCCAACGAGGGGGUGGGGGCUCUGGGAAGAGGUUGUUACUCAGGGUGCGGCUAAAAUAAGGGCUGGCACAGCUGGGUUGCAUCUGCAUCGCCCCACGCGCUUACUGUCUGGGUACCUUACGUACCCUACCUGUCGAUCGAUCUUGGGGAACUUGGCAAACCGAAAGACCACACGGAGAGAAAGUCGCAAGGCUCGCUUUUUCGUCAUGUUGACUGUUGAGUCUCUGGGGCUUUCACCUAGUAAGGUGCUGAUGGAGGCUCAGCCCGGGAGGUGAGAUUCCUCUUUGGUUCCUUCUUUGUCAUUAUAUAUGAAGCCAGGCAGGCGUCUUUCCAGGUUGUCAUUAGGAAGCUUUUGCUAUCCAGACAACAUUCAACAUCUCGACGAUUGUAAACAAACCAAAACCAAAAAAAAGACAUUACCUAUCUGCCUACCCAAACACCAACCAUUCGCCUUUUCCAACACUUUAAAUUUUUCAGCUCAACAUGAAGACGACAGUCUCUCUCCUCAUGGCCCUCGCAGCCCUGGCCAACGCGCACAGCUUCUUCCAGCAGCUCGAGCUCAAAAAGGACGGCAACCAGUGGAACAUGAUGAAAGUCGGCGAGGGCGUCCGCGUGCCAGAGUCCAAAAACUCGCCCAUCUGGUUCACCCCUCACAAGUCGUGGGAGUUUCUGCCUUGCAACGGUGGCGACAAUGCGCUGAAGAAGACCGACGUCGUGGUCAACGUCAACACCGGAGACGAGAUCCACGCCAUCUGGCGCCUGCUUCACAACAGCGGAAGCAGCCCGGAUGAGAUUAUCGACAAGAGCCACAAGGGUCCCGUGAUCGCCUACAUGAAAAAGGUGGAAAACGCCGCCACCGACCCCGGUUCCGGCGACGGCUGGUUCAAGAUUCAGCAGGACGGCUGGAAGGAUGGUCCCAAGGGGGAGCAGUGGGGUGUCGACCGCUUGAGGAAGAACAAGGGCAAGCAGCAGAUUAUCAUUCCGGAUUGCAUCGAGCCUGGAAACUACCUACUACGGGCCGAGAUCAUUGCUCUGCACGAGGCCGCACAAGCAGGGAAAGGCCCGCAAUUCUACAUGUCAUGCGCUCAGCUCAAGGUCAACACCAGACCAGGCUCAAAAGCCACCGUCAAGAAGCCGGCCAAAACCUAUGACAUGACCAAGGUUUACAACAAGGAUGUGCCGGGCCUGACAACCGACAUCUACAACACCAUCACCAAGUAUGAAGUACCAGGAGGGGAGGAGUUCAAGUGUUCGGUCUAAGUUUUGUUUGUGUGGUUGUGGAUAUAUCAUCCGAUGUUCCUGAUCUUUGGGGUUUCCGGCGCAUGGUUGGCUGGUUGGUUGCAUUGGGUUGGCGUUGGGUGACGGGGCAUUUUGUUUGGUUUCAGUCUGAAAAGUUUCUUUCUAGACUAGAAUCUAGUCGUGUUUGAACUCGUAUAAAAC